AUGGCAGAAGAGAGUCCACAGACACUUCCAGCUACCUUUCCCAUAGUUCAAAUGCCUGUAAAAUCCGGAGAAGAUUGGAAGGUUAUUGUACCUCGUCGUGGAAAAAAAAGAAGAAAAAGAACCAAUCCCAAAAUUGAAACCGUCGAACAAGCACGAUGGGCUCCUACUGAUAUUGAAACUGACCCCGAAAAAGAAUCCAUAUUGAUGCAGAAGAUUCAGAUAUGCAUGAAUACUCUUGAAAAUUCCAAAUUUUACAGUACCAUCCUGAAUCAGAUCCUAACUCCUCAAAUCAUGAGUUACUUCACUAGUGUUUUAGCCUCCGAACCUAAGAUGCAGAUGGUUAUAUAUGGUAUUGGCAGCAUUGAUUCUUAUGAAACCCCUCGAUUACAACUUGCACUUGCAAUAUUGAUUAAGAGAAGAUUUGACUGGAUAGGAGAUAUAGAGGUCUUUGAUCCCCUGCUUUCAAAAACAAAAUCUAGUGUUUUGGAGGCUUUAGGUUGUUCCAUUUUGCCAGUAAACGAACAAGGGCAGAGACAGGUUUCGAAGCCAACGGUGUUUUUCAUGCCACAUUGUGAGGCCGUCUUGUACGAUAAUCUUUUACAGGCAAACCGGAAAUCAGAGUUCUUGAAUCGUACAGUAAUAUUUGGCAACAUCUUCGAGAAGUAUGCAGAAUCUAUUUUGGAGUUUAAGAAUCUACUCUCAUUUGAUAACUCUGUGAAUCAUGUUUUGACGAUACAGAGAUUUUCAGCCGAGGUUAAGAUUGAGAUAGUUUCAGAUGAAUAUUUUAGGUCAUUUCAUGAUUCAAGUUGGCACUUCUUCAAUCUGGAUCAAGAUAUGGACCUAGAACUUAAAGUGCAUUAA
Molecule: messenger RNA, 861 nt
Organism: Papaver somniferum (opium poppy)
Lineage: Eukaryota; Viridiplantae; Streptophyta; Magnoliopsida; Ranunculales; Papaveraceae
Product: protein SENSITIVITY TO RED LIGHT REDUCED 1-like
Exons: 2
Coding region: 1-861 (286 amino acids)
Biological process (GO): microtubule-based process
Cellular component (GO): nucleus; cytoplasm
Source: RefSeq, a predicted model, not a curated record